Medicago truncatula (barrel medic) is the source of this 1180-nucleotide messenger RNA. Its product is annotated as DNA repair RAD52-like protein 2, chloroplastic. Lineage: Eukaryota; Viridiplantae; Streptophyta; Magnoliopsida; Fabales; Fabaceae. The transcript has 4 exons. Gene Ontology annotation, molecular function: DNA binding. The coding region runs from base 194 to 832 and encodes 212 amino acids. The record is from RefSeq and is a predicted model, not a curated record. Gene Ontology annotation, biological process: double-strand break repair via homologous recombination.
AACAAAGUCAUACCCAAAAUGAGUGAAAGCAGAUAAAACUGUGAAAAUUAGUAUUAAUCGCACCCCCUAGUGAAGAUUGUUUUCUUUCCCUUCACUUAACCUUACCCACCAACCCCUUCUCACCCCUGUCUGUCGUGUUAAUUCAUUCAUCUUCUCUCACCAACCCAAACCCUCACUGUCUCCUUCCUCUACGAUGAUGGCAUUUUCAGUUUGCAAAACAAUUCCAUUAACUUCUUUCUACAAAACCAGCACCAAAGAAGUCUCAAUUGAACCAUCAUCAAUAUGGUUUACAAGAAAGACGAGAAGUAUUGGUGUAAUCAAGUGUUCAAUUGAACGCAGUAAUAGCAGUGAUGGAAAGAAAGGAGUAGUUUCGAAUUCAAAUUAUGUUGUACCUUUGGAUGAUUCAUUUUCAUUCUCAAAUUCAUCUUCCACCAUUACUCGCCCUUUAGCUGAGAUUCUUAGAGACCUUAACAAACGUAUCCCUGAUACUCUUGUUAAACCUCCCAUUGAUCCUUCCUCCUCCGCUUCUUCUUCCAUCUUCAUCCCCUGGUAUCAUGCUAAUAGAAUGUUAAGCUUCUAUGCCCCAGGAUGGUGUGGAGAGAUACGUGAUGUUAUUUUCUCCGAUAAUGGAACUGUAACUGUUGUAUACCGUCUUACUGUACGCGGAUCUGAUGGAGAGGCUUAUCGUGAGUCAACCGGCACAAUAUCAACUACCGAUGGCUCCAUUAGUGAUCCAGUUUCAGCAGCGGAGGAAAAUGCUUUUUGUAAAGCAUGUGCGCGGUUUGGUCUUGGCUUGUAUUUGUAUCAUGAUGAUCAAACAGCCAGUAUGUAAGCACUGAUAUUUUACUUGGUUUGUGUGUCUAAACUGAUAUAAAUAGAAGUGGGCAAAAAGUGGCGGUUAGACUCUGGUCAAGUACUUUUAUGGAAAACUAGAAGACAUAUCUUUGUUUUGUACGAAUCCAAAUGCUUAUUUGAAAGCAUGUUUCUAUUUUGGCUUUAUGUUUCCAAAGUUAGGGUACCAUAAGCCUUAAAUUGAUGUGAAAAUGAAUAAUUUCAUAUGUUUUUACUAGUGUAAAGGGAAUAUCCUUUUUUUACUAUGAAGACUACUACUAAGGUGUUGUCCAUAUGUUUUGAAUCCAAGUAUGGAUGAUUUAUGAAUUUGUGUAGAUAAACAACAUAA